Molecule: messenger RNA, 951 nt
Organism: Fusarium tjaetaba
Lineage: Eukaryota; Fungi; Ascomycota; Sordariomycetes; Hypocreales; Nectriaceae
Exons: 1
Coding region: 1-951 (316 amino acids)
Source: RefSeq, a predicted model, not a curated record
AUGGCCGAUUCUUCCCCUAAAAUUCCUGCUGAAACCCCCUCCAACGAGCGGCAAGGUCUUCGCCGCUCGAGCCGCUCAACCCGUGGCCAACUCAGCCAGAACACUUUUCUCCUACAGCACUUUGUUGUAGGAGAAGACGCAGCUCGCCCGAGUCCUGGACCUGGACGUCGCCAUGCUAUCGCAAAGCCUAAGGCUUAUAGUAAUGACGAGGCAGGUCCGCUGGCACGAUCAGCGCCCACAGCUUCCAACAAUCCACGUCGGGCUAGAGGACGAAGCCUGAGCAACAAUCUUUCCAAUCUCGGGAGUCAUGAGGAUGCACUGGCCGUAUCCGCUGAGGCGGGAGCCUUGGUAAGCCCUCGGCGAAGCAGUGUUCCAGCUGCUUGUCCUCUUCCCUCUGUUCAACAUAUUGGUGAUCGUCGCCGAAGUGCCUCUCCGCCCCAGUUGGCUCCUUCAAACAUGAGAGAUCGUAGAGAUCGUCGAGAUCCGGCCCCUCAGCAGCGGACAAUGCCAGCCUUCCCGUGGGAGCCAGCCUUUCAGUUUGGAUUUCAAUUACCUCCCCGGUACCAACCCCAGGGGCAGCAGCAGAUCCCAUUUUUUCCAAUGCCUGUGCAACCUAGUCAGAUGGCUCCGCCUCAACACUUUGAGCAGCAAACUCAAGAAUCUACCUUCGAAGCCCCCGGAAUUCCUAUGAACCUAGCGGAUUUGAUGCUCGACACACAGGCUCUAGUGAAUCCACAGACAAGUAUCCCGAAAGCUGAGGUUCCCCAGUUUGCAGAACUAGUUGACUCGUAUAACAGGAUUCACGAGGAACGUCAAGUACAGGAAGAGCGAGACCGUCUGGCUGCGCAAGACGAAAAAGACAAAGCGAAGGUGGCAGAGGCGGAAGAGCUAAACCAGGAGGAGAUGGACGCAUUGUGGGAUCAGUUCAUGGACCCUGAUGCUUUCAAAUGA